Pipistrellus nathusii (Nathusius's pipistrelle) is the source of this 5742-nucleotide messenger RNA. NCBI's taxonomy places the organism in Eukaryota, Metazoa, Chordata, Mammalia, Chiroptera, Vespertilionidae. The record is from the annotation of a GenBank genome assembly.
AUGGCGUCGGGCCUGGGUUCCCCGUCCCCCUGCUCCGCGGGCAGCGAAGAGGAGGACAUGGAUGCACUUUUGAACAACAGCCUGCCCCCACCCCACCCAGAAAACGAAGAGGACCCAGAAGAGGAUUUGUCAGAAGCAGAGACUCCAAAACUCAAGAAGAAAAAGAAACCUAAGAAACCUCGGGACUCUAAAAUCCCUAAGAGCAAGCGCCAAAAAAAGGAGCGUAUGCUCUUAUGCCGGCAGCUAGGGGACAGCUCUGGGGAGGGGCCAGAGUUUGUGGAGGAGGAAGAAGAGGUGGCUCUGCGUUCAGACAGUGAGGGCAGCGACUAUACCCCUGGCAAGAAGAAGAAAAAGAAGCUUGGACCCAAGAAAGAAAAGAAAAGCAAAUCCAAGCGGAAGGAGGAAGAAGAGGAGGAUGAAGAUGAUGAUGAUUCGAAGGAGCCUAAAUCAUCUGCUCAGCUUCUGGAAGACUGGGGCAUGGAAGACAUUGACCAUGUGUUCUCAGAGGAGGAUUAUCGCACCCUCACCAACUAUAAGGCCUUCAGCCAGUUUGUCCGACCCCUCAUUGCUGCCAAAAAUCCCAAGAUUGCUGUCUCCAAGAUGAUGAUGGUUUUGGGCGCGAAGUGGCGGGAGUUUAGCACCAACAACCCCUUCAAAGGCAGUUCUGGGGCUUCGGUGGCAGCGGCAGCGGCAGCGGCAGUGGCUGUGGUGGAGAGCAUGGUGACGGCUACUGAAGUGGUGCCGCCGCCUCCCCCGCCAGUGGAGGUGCCGAUCCGCAAGGCCAAGACCAAGGAGGGCAAAGGUCCCAAUGCUCGGAGGAAGCCCAAAGGCAGUCCUCGUAUACCUGAUGCCAAGAAGCCUAAACCCAAAAAAGUGGCUCCCCUGAAAAUCAAGCUGGGAGGUUUUGGUUCUAAGCGUAAGAGAUCCUCGAGUGAGGAUGACGACUUAGAUGUGGAAUCGGACUUCGAUGAUGCCAGCAUCAACAGCUACUCUGUUUCCGAUGGUUCCACCAGCCGUAGCAGCCGCAGCCGCAAGAAACUUCGAACUACUAAAAAGAAAAAGAAAGGCGAGGAGGAGGUGACUGCUAUGGAUGGUUAUGAGACAGACCACCAGGACUAUUGCGAGGUGUGCCAGCAAGGCGGCGAGAUCAUCCUGUGUGAUACCUGUCCCCGAGCCUACCACAUGGUGUGCCUGGACCCGGAUAUGGAGAAGGCGCCGGAGGGCAAGUGGAGCUGCCCACACUGUGAGAAGGAAGGCAUCCAGUGGGAGGCUAAAGAUGAUAAUUCGGAGGGUGAGGAGAUCCUGGAAGAAGUUGGGGGAGACCCUGAAGAGGAGGAUGACCACCAUAUGGAAUUCUGUCGGGUCUGCAAGGAUGGCGGGGAACUGCUCUGCUGUGACACCUGUCCUUCUUCCUACCACAUUCAUUGCCUCAACCCCCCGCUUCCAGAGAUCCCCAAUGGCGAGUGGCUCUGUCCCCGUUGCACGUGUCCAGCUCUUAAGGGCAAAGUCCAGAAGAUCCUAAUCUGGAAGUGGGGUCAGCCACCAUCUCCCACACCAGUGCCUCGCCCUCCAGAUGCUGAUCCCAAUACUCCCUCCCCUAAGCCCUUGGAGGGGCGCCCAGAGCGACAGUUCUUUGUGAAAUGGCAAGGCAUGUCUUACUGGCACUGCUCCUGGGUGUCUGAACUGCAGUUGGAGCUGCACUGUCAAGUGAUGUUCCGAAACUAUCAGCGGAAGAAUGAUAUGGAUGAGCCACCUUCUGGGGAUUUUGGUGGUGACGAAGAGAAGAGCCGAAAGCGAAAGAACAAGGACCCUAAAUUUGCAGAGAUGGAGGAACGCUUCUAUCGCUAUGGGAUAAAGCCUGAGUGGAUGAUGAUCCACCGAAUUCUCAACCAUAGUGUGGACAAGAAGGGCCACGUCCACUACUUGAUCAAGUGGCGGGACUUGCCUUAUGACCAGGCAUCCUGGGAGAGUGAGGAUGUGGAGAUACAGGACUAUGACUUGUUCAAGCAGAGCUAUUGGAAUCACAGGGAGUUAAUGAGGGGUGAAGAAGGGCGACCAGGCAAGAAGCUCAAGAAGGUGAAGCUAAGGAAGUUGGAGAGGCCUCCUGAAACUCCAACAGUUGAUCCAACAGUGAAGUAUGAGCGACAGCCAGAGUACCUGGAUGCCACAGGUGGAACCCUGCACCCAUAUCAAAUGGAGGGCUUGAAUUGGUUGCGCUUCUCCUGGGCUCAGGGCACAGAUACCAUCUUGGCUGAUGAGAUGGGCCUUGGGAAAACUGUCCAGACAGCAGUCUUUCUGUAUUCCCUCUACAAGGAGGGUCAUUCCAAAGGCCCCUUCCUAGUGAGUGCCCCUCUUUCUACUAUCAUCAACUGGGAGCGGGAGUUUGAAAUGUGGGCUCCAGAUAUGUACGUGGUGACUUACGUGGGUGACAAAGACAGCCGGGCCAUCAUCCGAGAGAAUGAGUUCUCUUUUGAAGACAAUGCCAUUCGUGGUGGCAAGAAGGCCUCUCGCAUGAAGAAAGAGGCAUCUGUGAAGUUCCAUGUGCUGCUGACGUCCUAUGAGCUGAUCACCAUUGACAUGGCUAUCUUGGGCUCUAUUGACUGGGCCUGCCUCAUUGUGGAUGAAGCCCAUCGGCUCAAGAACAACCAGUCUAAGUUCUUCCGGGUCUUAAAUGGUUACUCACUCCAGCAUAAGCUGUUGCUGACUGGGACUCCAUUACAGAACAACCUAGAAGAGCUAUUUCAUCUGCUCAACUUUCUCACCCCUGAGAGGUUCCACAAUUUGGAAGGCUUCUUGGAGGAGUUUGCUGACAUUGCCAAGGAGGAUCAGAUUAAAAAACUGCAUGACAUGCUGGGGCCUCACAUGUUGCGGCGGCUCAAAGCUGAUGUGUUCAAGAAUAUGCCAUCCAAGACAGAGCUGAUUGUGCGUGUGGAACUGAGCCCUAUGCAAAAGAAAUACUACAAGUAUAUCCUCACUCGAAAUUUUGAAGCACUCAACGCUCGAGGUGGUGGCAACCAGGUCUCUCUGCUGAACGUGGUGAUGGAUCUUAAGAAGUGCUGCAACCACCCGUAUCUCUUCCCCGUGGCUGCAAUGGAAGCCCCUAAGAUGCCUAAUGGCAUGUAUGAUGGCAGUGCCCUAAUCAGAGCGUCUGGGAAACUAUUGCUGCUGCAGAAGAUGCUCAAGAACCUUAAGGAGGGUGGGCACCGUGUACUCAUCUUCUCUCAGAUGACCAAGAUGCUAGACCUGCUAGAGGAUUUUUUGGAACAUGAAGGUUAUAAAUAUGAACGUAUUGAUGGUGGAAUCACUGGGAACAUGCGUCAAGAAGCCAUUGACCGCUUCAACGCACCGGGUGCUCAACAGUUCUGCUUCUUGCUUUCCACUCGAGCUGGGGGUCUUGGGAUAAAUUUGGCCACUGCUGACACAGUCAUUAUCUAUGAUUCUGACUGGAACCCCCAUAAUGACAUUCAGGCCUUUAGCAGAGCUCAUCGUAUUGGGCAAAAUAAGAAGGUGAUGAUCUAUCGGUUUGUGACCCGUGCGUCAGUGGAGGAGCGUAUCACGCAGGUGGCAAAAAAGAAGAUGAUGCUGACGCAUCUAGUGGUUCGGCCUGGGCUGGGCUCCAAGACUGGAUCCAUGUCCAAACAGGAGCUUGAUGACAUCCUCAAGUUUGGCACUGAGGAAUUAUUCAAGGAUGAAGCCACAGAUGGAGGAGGAGACAACAAAGAGGGAGAGGAUAGCAGUGUUAUCCACUAUGAUGAUAAGGCCAUUGAACGACUACUGGACCGUAACCAGGAUGAGACUGAAGACACAGAAUUGCAGGGCAUGAAUGAAUAUUUGAGCUCAUUCAAAGUGGCCCAAUAUGUAGUGCGGGAAGAAGAAAUGGGGGAGGAAGAGGAGGUAGAACGGGAAAUCAUAAAACAGGAAGAAAGUGUGGAUCCUGACUACUGGGAGAAAUUGCUGCGGCACCAUUAUGAGCAGCAGCAAGAAGAUUUGGCCCGAAAUCUGGGCAAAGGAAAAAGAAUCCGUAAACAGGUCAACUACAAUGAUGGCUCGCAGGAGGACCGAGAUUGGCAGGACGACCAGUCCGACAACCAGUCCGAUUAUUCAGUGGCUUCAGAGGAAGGUGAUGAAGACUUUGAUGAACGUUCAGAAGCUCCCCGCAGGCCCAGUCGCAAGGGCCUGCGGAAUGACAAAGAUAAACCAUUGCCUCCUCUGUUGGCCCGUGUGGGUGGGAAUAUUGAAGUACUUGGUUUUAAUGCUCGGCAGCGAAAAGCCUUUCUUAAUGCAAUUAUGCGAUAUGGGAUGCCACCUCAGGAUGCUUUUACCACUCAGUGGCUUGUGAGAGAUCUACGAGGCAAGUCAGAGAAAGAAUUCAAGGCUUAUGUCUCUCUUUUUAUGCGGCAUUUAUGUGAGCCAGGAGCAGAUGGGGCUGAGACCUUUGCUGAUGGUGUCCCCCGAGAAGGCCUGUCUCGCCAGCAUGUUCUUACUAGGAUUGGUGUCAUGUCCUUGAUUCGCAAGAAGGUUCAGGAAUUUGAGCAUGUUAAUGGGCGCUGGAGUAUGCCUGAACUCGCUGAAGUAGAGGAAAACAAGAAAAUGUCCCAACCAGGGUCACCUUCCCCAAAGACACCUACACCCUCUACUCCAGGGGACACACAACCCAAUACUCCUGCACCUGCCCCACCAGCUGAGGAUGGGAUAAAAAUAGAGGAAAACAGCAUCAAAGAUGAAGAGAGCGCAGAAGGAGAAAAGGAGGUUAAAUCUGCAGCAUCUGAGGCUGCUGUUGAGUGUCCACAGCCCCCUGCCCCUGCCGUGGAGGAUGAAAAGGUCCUUGUUGAACCUCCUGAGGGAGAGGAGAAAGUGGAAAAGGCAGAGGUGAAAGAGAGGACAGAGGAACCCAUGGAGACAGAAUCCAAAGGUGUUGCAGAUGUGGAGAAGGUGGAGGAGAAGUCAGCAAUAGAUCUGACUCCCAUUGUGGUGGAGGACAAAGAAGAGAAGAAAGAAGAAGAGGAGAAAAAAGAGGUGAUGCUUCAGAAUGGAGAGACUCCCAAGGACCUGACUGAUGAGAAGCAAAAAAAAAACAUUAAACAGCGUUUCAUGUUCAACAUUGCCGAUGGUGGUUUUACUGAGUUGCACUCCCUUUGGCAGAAUGAAGAGCGUGCAGCCACAGUCACCAAGAAGACUUACGAGAUCUGGCAUCGACGGCAUGACUACUGGUUGCUGGCUGGCAUCAUAAACCAUGGCUAUGCCCGGUGGCAGGACAUCCAGAAUGACCCACGCUAUGCCAUCCUCAAUGAGCCUUUCAAGGGUGAAAUGAACCGUGGAAAUUUCUUAGAGAUCAAGAAUAAAUUUCUAGCACGAAGGUUUAAGCUUCUAGAACAAGCCCUGGUCAUUGAGGAACAGCUUCGGCGGGCAGCUUACCUGAACAUGUCAGAGGACCCUUCUCACCCUUCUAUGGCUCUCAAUACCCGCUUUGCUGAGGUGGAGUGUUUGGCAGAGAGUCAUCAACACCUGUCCAAGGAGUCGAUGGCAGGAAACAAGCCUGCCAAUGCGGUCCUGCACAAAGUUCUGAAACAGCUAGAAGAACUGCUGAGUGACAUGAAAGCUGAUGUGACUCGACUCCCAGCUACUAUUGCCCGAAUUCCCCCAGUUGCUGUGAGGCUACAGAUGUCAGAGCGUAACAUUCUCAGCCGCCUGGCAAACCGAGCGCCUGAACCUACUCCGCAGCAGGUAGCCCAGCAGCAGUGA